UGUUUCGAAACUCUGACACGGAAUUUGAGUUUAGUUUUAUUUUAAAAUUUUGUGUUUGAUGACUAUGGUUGCCAGUGGAGUAGAACUUCUCUGUCUCAUCGGAGACGCUGCCUUGGUUGCCAUAUUCUAUAAAGUGUACAAGAGAUGUUACGAAGCGGUUGUACAGGUCAAAUCUGCUCCGACUGUCACCUGUGGUUCAGAGUUGGACGAUCUCCUACAGAAGCAUGAUGGAAAUGUAGCGUAUGCUUGUGUGGAGGGAGUUGUGUCCCCUGUUGGUCGAGUCCUGCGGAGUCAGUACAAGGAUGACAUCACUGGUGUGGUGCAGACUUUGGUCCUGGAGGAACACAAGUCCAAAAGGACGCAAGGAUUCUGGUCUGAUGUGCGUAAGAUUCUCAGGGACACAAUUAACACCGUACCUUUCGUUUUGUCACUACCUAAGACAGCUAUGACCAACAUGUGUGAAACCGAGCACCAGGUACAUGUUGUUGACCCAACAUCAGCUGACCUUCUACUGGACAACCUCACAGAGACGCACGCCCAUUUCGAGGCUGACUCUGGAAAUAUGUUUAGCCGGGGCGUUGAUCGAUUGUUCGGUGAUGUAACAAAGGGAAUCCAGGAAACAGAGCACAUGCUGCCAGUUGGUGCAAGUCUUUUGGGGCUUGGAAAAGUCAUGGUAGAAUCCUCGAAGAUCAAGUUGGCUCCCCCGACAGACGGUGCGCAGUAUAUCCUCACCACACUGAGCAAGACAGAGGUGAUCAAAACCUUGGAGUCCAAGGCGUUUGUCUACAAAGUUCUUGUGGGUGUGUUCGGAGUUUUGGGCAUAGCCAUCUCUGUGAUGUUGAUUCGAAAGCUGAUGUUACAAUGGAAGCAGCAGCGAGACGCAGCGCGGGAACAGGAGGCGUUAGAAAAAGCACGCCUAGAACGCCUACGUCGUCGUGGUCGCAGAAAUGAUGACACAACCCAUAACACAGGUGCUGCUGACAGCAGUGUGAGUUCAAACCCAGAGCUGGGCAACAACUGCGUCAUCUGUUUGACAGAAGAGCGUGACAUCAUCCUGUUGAACUGUGGCCAUAUAUGCGUGUGCUCUGACUGUGCCCAGGCUCUGCCCCUGCCGAGGAAGUGUCCCAUCUGUCGGGGGCCCGUGGAGAGAAUGUUACCUGUGUAUAAUUCCUAGUGAAUGCGAUCAGUACUUACAAUUAGCUUGGAGCUCAAUAGAAAAUUGGGCUGGGGUGAUGCAGUAAACCCUUCAGUUUAAAAAGACUCAAAGGGAAGUAAUUUUAUAGUUCUGUGCCUGUUGUACUUUCAAAGAGAGAGUUAUCUCCCCCUGGAAAUGUCAUUCUGUGAACAUGAUACUCCACAUACAUGAGGUUGGGUGAUUCAUUGUAUAUAAAAUGAAGGAAAUGCAAACAUGAUUAUAAUGACAUUAUAGUUCAGUGUCCGUAAUCCAUUAUUAAUUUCGACUGAAGCAACAUGUGACAGUUUGGUGUGAAGUGAAUUGUCAUUUUAAUAUUCCGCGAAGUCUUGAAGUUAGGGAUUAAUUUACCUGGAAACUUGCAUGGUAAGUUAGUAUUGACUCAUUUGCUUGUAAUCACCUGGUUUGAAUCAUUUAUUUGCACAUGUAAAUGCACAUGUCAGAUAGUCAUGGUAGAGUGGGUUAAUCCAGAGGUUUAAGCAUAUCUCUUACGAGUAUUGUGGUAAUUGUGGUAAAAUUGUACAGUUCUGCGGUAGAGUGACCCACCAGUUUUGAUUUGUAAGUUAGUUUGUCAUGGUUGAUGGCAUUCCAAAGUCUGCUCAUCUACACAUGUAUAGGCUGUUUCAUCUUACAGACAUGGUUAUAAUCUGUUUUGUACUACAGUAUUACCACAGAUGUAAUGAUAUGUGCGUUGUCUGUGAUAUGCCAUUUUAAACUUCUAUCUUAUAAGGAUAUGCUGAAUUUCAUUAUUUCUGGUAAAUAUUGACCAUCUCUCCUCUUUCAGGCCAUGGUGUGGACUAAAAAGUAUGGAAAAAUGAAUAUCUUAUGGAAAGAUGACAUAUCAACUCAGCUGAGCACCUCGGGUGUACACAUCAGCUGAGCACCUCAAUUGUGCACUGCAGAUGGGCAUAUUAGCUGUACACCUUACAUGUACAUGUAUCUGUACACCUUACAUGUGCAUGUAUCUGUACACCUUACAUGUGCAUGUAUCUGUACACCUUACAUGUGCAUGUAUCUGUACACCUUACAUGUGCAUGUAUCUG
Liolophura sinensis is the source of this 2235-nucleotide messenger RNA. Its product is annotated as mitochondrial ubiquitin ligase activator of nfkb 1-like. The coding region runs from base 59 to 1174 and encodes 371 amino acids. Gene Ontology annotation, molecular function: ubiquitin-protein transferase activity. Lineage: Eukaryota; Metazoa; Mollusca; Polyplacophora; Chitonida; Chitonidae. The record is from RefSeq and is a predicted model, not a curated record. The transcript is spliced from 3 exons. Gene Ontology annotation, biological process: organelle organization; protein ubiquitination.